Ectocarpus sp. CCAP 1310/34 is the source of this 764-nucleotide messenger RNA. The record is from the annotation of a GenBank genome assembly. Lineage: Eukaryota; Phaeophyceae; Ectocarpales; Ectocarpaceae.
ACCGCAGGGACAGUCGCUCACGGAGCCGCAGGUUCAGAUGUUCAGUCCGGAUGUUCAGCAAACACACGCCCACCAAUUCGCCGUAGUAGGAACCGCAGGGACAGAUGCUCACGGAGCCACAGGUCCGGAUGUUCACGGCUUCCACAGCUCAGAGUUGGCACUUGUAAGAACCGCAGGGACGGAUGCUCACGGAGCCGCAGGUCCGGAUGUUCAGUGCAAACACACCCACAACGCAGAGUCCGCCGUAAUAGGAACCGCAGGGACAGAUGCUCACGGAGCCACAGGUCCGGAUGUUCACGGCUUCCGCAGCACAGAGUUGGCACUUGUAAGAACCGUAGGGACGGAUGCUCACGGAGCCGCAGGCUCCCAAAAAUCGGGGCUCGUUGGGAUCACGGGUCGGCUCGAUGGCCUCGAUAUGGAGGGGUUUCGAGUGAUAGGUCGCAGAGAAGCUCUCGAUGGCACGAACAAAAAGAAGCCCUCAACAACCCAGAACUCGAUCAGACAGAAAGAGAGCGCACCCUCUACCUUCUCGCAAAAACGGGAACGAACAUGAUGCGCGAACACGGAGGACGCAUAGGCGACGUAGCGCGCUGCUUGGGUGGUAACAUGGUGACCCCCCCAGUAGACCCCGCAGCCGUCAGAGACUAUUUCGGAAGGCGGAAGGGGUUUCCACAAAUCGAAGAACUGAUGACUAUCAUUACGGGGGGCGUGCCGGUUAUCACCGAGACCUCAAGCACAGACUUAGAGCGUGCGCUGCGUUACGG